AUGGGCGAGACGGUCGAGCGCGUCGAUCGCGCGCGCGCGCACGUCGUUCGCGUCGACGUCGAUCGAGAACGGAAGAGAGCGAUCGUGGAGAUCACUUCGUUCGAGGCCUGGCGCGCGUUUCGACGCGCGUGCGGCGUGGCGUUCGUCGGGAGCGCGAUGAUUACGCGCGGAAGCGGACUCGGGACGAAAACGUUUUGGUCGUGGGUCGUUCUGUGCGCGCUGUGGGUUCGGAUGACGCUUCGAGGAGCGAUGAAGGCGGUCGCGACGUUCGAGCGCGCGAUCGGGGCGCAGAGCGAGACGCGGGACGUCUUGGGACGGGUGUUGGGGUCGCGGAAGUUUGCGCCGGCGGAGCGCGCGGAGGCGUUCGCCGUGAUCGAACGCGUGAGCACGACGGACGUGUGGUAUCAGAUGACGUGCGCGGGGAGAGACGGGGUGGGUGGGAUGUCCUUUUUCGAUGGGUUUCGGUGCUCCGGGGAGACGAUCGCGAUCGCUCUGGAGGCAGCGCGAAGAGUCAUGGAGGACAGGUAG
This is a messenger RNA of Ostreococcus tauri, 528 nucleotides long. RefSeq names its product unnamed product. The record is from RefSeq and is a predicted model, not a curated record. Bases 1 to 528 code for a protein of 175 amino acids. The transcript has a single exon. Lineage: Eukaryota; Viridiplantae; Chlorophyta; Mamiellophyceae; Mamiellales; Bathycoccaceae.